Messenger RNA from Elgaria multicarinata webbii, 4677 nucleotides. It is a transcript of the gene GK, whose product is annotated as glycerol kinase. Bases 86 to 1786 code for a protein of 566 amino acids. Lineage: Eukaryota; Metazoa; Chordata; Lepidosauria; Squamata; Anguidae. Gene Ontology annotation, biological process: glycerol metabolic process; phosphorylation; glycerol-3-phosphate biosynthetic process. The transcript has 21 exons. The record is from RefSeq and is a predicted model, not a curated record. Gene Ontology annotation, molecular function: glycerol kinase activity. Gene Ontology annotation, cellular component: mitochondrion.
GCCUGUCAGGGUUCGUCGGCGCUUCCUGGUGGGCUGGUAGGGUCGCCUAGGAGACGGGCCACGGUCGCGCGGACGGGGCCUGCCCAUGGCAGCCGGAGCAGCGGCGGCGGGCCAGGGUGGGGCGAUGGGCCCGCUGGUGGGGGCCAUCGACCAAGGGACCAGCUCCACGCGCUUCUUGGUUUUUAAUGCGAACACAGCUGAAUUGUUGAGUCACCACCAAGUAGAAAUCAAACAGAAAUUCCCCAAAGAAGGGUGGGUAGAACAAGACCCAAAGGAAAUACUACAAUCUGUCUAUGAAUGUGUGGAACGAACAUGUGAGAAAUUGAACCAGCUGAAUGUAGACAUUUCCAAUAUAAAAGCUGUUGGAGUUAGCAAUCAGAGAGAGACAACUGUGGUUUGGGACAAACUAACUGGAGAGCCUCUCUACAAUGCUAUCGUAUGGCUUGACCUAAGGACCCAGUCUACAGUUGAGAGGCUGCUUAAAAGAAUUCCGGGACAGAAUAAAUCCUUUUUAAAGAGUAGGACUGGCCUCCCACUUAGCACAUAUUUCAGUGCUGUGAAGCUUCGCUGGCUUCUAGACAACGUGAAAGAGGUCAGGCAAGCAGUUCUGGAGGGACGAGCUCUGUUUGGUACCAUUGAUUCAUGGCUGAUAUGGAGUUUGACAGGUGGAAAAGAUGGAGGUAUUCAUUGCACUGAUGUAACAAAUGCUAGUAGAACAAUGCUCUUCAAUAUUCAUUCGUUAGAAUGGGAUGAUGAACUCUGCAAGUUUUUUGAAAUUCCUAUGAAAAUACUUCCCAAAGUGCGGAGUUCUUCCGAGAUUUAUGGAUUGAUGAAAAUCUCCCCUACCCUGAGUUCUGGAGCUUUGACUGGUGUACCAAUUUCUGGGUGCUUAGGUGACCAGUCUGCUGCUUUAGUGGGACAAAUGUGCUUCAAGGAUGGCCAAGCUAAAAAUACGUACGGAACAGGCUGCUUCUUACUCUGCAAUACAGGUCAAAAGCCUGCACUUUCUGAGCAUGGCCUUCUGACCACAGUGGCUUACAAAUUGGGCAGGGAGAAACCUGUAUGUUAUGCAUUAGAAGGCUCUGUUGCCAUAGCUGGUGCUGUUGUUCGUUGGCUGAGGGACAACCUUGGUAUUGCAAAGUCUUCAGAUGAAGUUGAGAAGCUUGCUGCUGAAGUGGGCACUUCCUAUGGCUGCUACUUUGUCCCAGCAUUCUCAGGAUUAUAUGCACCAUACUGGGAACCAAGUGCAAGAGGAAUUAUCUGUGGCCUUACUCAGUUUACAAAUAAAAACCACAUUGCCUUUGCUGCAUUAGAGGCUGUCUGCUUUCAAACACGUGAGAUACUGGAUGCAAUGAACAAGGACUGUGGCAUACCACUAAGCCAGUUACAAGUUGAUGGAGGGAUGACCAACAACAAGAUCCUUAUGCAGCUCCAAGCUGACAUUCUCUGUAUUCCAGUAGUAAAGCCAUCCAUGCCUGAAACCACAGCACUGGGAGCAGCUAUGGCAGCAGGAGCAGCAGAAGGAGUGGGAGUCUGGAGUCUAAAUCCUGAUGACUUUACAGCAGUAACAUGUGAACGUUUUGAGCCACAGAUCAAUCCUGAGGAAAGCGAAUAUCGCUAUACUAGGUGGAAGAAAGCUGUUAAGAAGUCAAUGGAUUGGGAGACAUCAGAUCCUCAAGGAAAUGGUGAAACUAGUAUCUUCUGUAGUCUGCCUUUGGGCUUUUUUAUAAUGAAUAGCCUCUUAAUGUUAAUCGGAGCAAAGUACAUCUCAGGUAAUUGCAAAUGAGGCUCCUUAAUGGAUUUCCAGGAGACAUCUGGAGAGAAUCUGGUGCUCUCUUCCAUUGUGACGGCGCAUUUUGACUCAAUUCCUUGUCAAAAUAAUAUGUGUGACCAUUUAGGGAAGGACAAAUAAGGAACACACACAACAUUGCUGCCACCUGUUCCCUGCUUAAAUGUAUAAUGGGAUAGAAGCCUUUGUUAGGUUCCUCAUCUGCCAAUACCUGGUUUAUACAUUUUGACAUGGAAGAUUACCAUUAAAAAGGUGUUUUUUUUAAAAAAAAAAACCAACAACUUGGCACUAGAUACACAUUUACAAAGUCAUGAAGACUUUUCCAGUUCGUACAAAACUGCCCAAAGCAAUGUCUGCCGAAACCAUCUCUGUAGUGAUCGAGGGAGCAACAGCUGGGAUUUUCUUUUUAUCAUGAUCAGUUUUUCUUUAUCCAGUAUUGAAGUCUUCAAUGGUGCUUUUUUUUCUUAAACACCCUCCCAAUUAUUGAUUUAUUCUGUUCUGUUCAUGUGCAUUAUCUAGGAGUACUGAGAACUCUAAAACCUGUAAGUGCCACAAGCUUCUAGACUAAACAAAGUUUUUUGGUUUUCCCAGAAGUAUAUUUAAAAUAUAUAGGCUUUCAUGAACAUUGACAAGCCAGAGACCCAAGCAGCAAGGAAGCAACAUAUUUGAAAUACUAUAAUAAAUAAUCCAAAUGAAACUUUCUGUAGCCAGGUUGUGUAGUGGUGGAAAACGGGGUUUUAUGUACUAUAUUCAGUGUGAAAGUCUGGACCAAAAGUUGCCUUUGAAAUCUUAAUGACAUACCAUUAAGGGCAGUGGCAUAUGUCUUUCUUUGGUAGAAAUACUAGAUUUUAGGGAUCCAAAGAGCAAAAAAAAUUAUGGGCCAUGAAAUUAAAAAACAUAGUGUUUCAAAAUGACACCUGAAAAUUGCUGGGGGAGAAUUUCUUCUUAAUCAAAAUAUCACUAGGAACCACUAUCCUACACACACACACACACACACACACACACACACACACACACACACACAUAUGCUGCUGGUUUAUAGGCUGAUCACCUUUCCCCUCUAACCCUAACCCUUCUCUACCACUAUCCUUUUUCUGAAUCCCUUUUACUACAGCUAGAAUACAGUAAAGGAAUAGAACAGGAAUAGAGUAAAAGAUUAAUGGGGAAGUGGGUGAUGGAGGUAAGCAAGGGCAAAUAUCCUGUUCAAAAUCUUGUAUUUAACAGGGCUUUUUGUCAAAGAUCUCUUAGGAAUUCUUCCCAAAUCCAAGCAUGUCCCAAGUAUCCACACGGUUUUCUCUUACUGCCAACUCUGUCUAUAGCUGGGAGGACUUUUGUGUUCCACAUCACUAAAAUAAGUUGUAGAUGAGAAGUUGGUGUCUUGUACUUGAAUAUGCCUCAAGAUUGCUGGAAUGUACCUACAAAACUUUGCAGAAAUAGUUCCCAUGGAAAUGAAUGACAUAGCUUACUUCCUGCCAUAAAAUCUUAAACAAAUAGUUAUUUUACUAAAUAAAAGUGGGCUUGGUGUCAUCUUUUAACAUGAAAUCACUUGAUUUGACGGUUCAAUCUCUGAAUAUUCUGAAUGACAGCAAUAUUGCUAAGUAAGUGCACUAGGAGCUAAAGGGAAUGUGUAUGUUCAAAAUGUUCCAUGUCUAUCUUGUAUGAAGUUGCCUUCACUCUUACAGAAUGUGUGCUUUCCAUAAUUUAGAAUAGUCUUCCCCGAUCUGGUUCUAUCUAGAUGUUUUGGACUAAAACUCCCAGCAUUACUAACCACUGGCCUUGCUGACUCGGGUUGAUGGGAGUUGAAGUCCAAAACAUCUGGAGGGCGGCAGGUUAGGGAAGGCUGAUUUAGGAAAUAUUAAGCUCUGGAAAUGUAAAGUAUUUUAAGUCUUUAUAGGAUACUUAAAAUAAAUACCUUUUCAUUAAGUACAAUGUAAAUUACCUCUGAAACUGCUGCACAUUUGUACUUUGGUGUGAAAUGUAGAAUGUUCUUGACCACUGUUCAGUAUUGCAACUACCAUGUAGCCUGGGUGAUACAUGUUUCAGCGUGUAGAUAAAUGUAGUGACAACAGCAAUUUCAGAUUUUUAGUUUAUUGAGACUUAUCUGGAUGUGGCAAAUUGGAAGUGGGAUUUCUGAAACUCCAAAGUUCAGCUCUUUAUCUAGGGCACAAACAUCAUAGGGUUUAAUUUUGGCAAGUCAACAUUUUCUUCUACCUAUACAAGCCUUGUGCUAUUACAGUGUAGUAGCUUUUCCCCCCUAUAGGCUUCACAUUCAGACAAAAGUCAGUAGGGAGAGCUUUUCUGGAGGCUGGUCUUUGGCAGGCCAGAUAUAUUGCCAGUUCCUACAAAUUGCACUAUGAGGUCCAUGAAGUAGACACAGAGGCGGGAUAGUAAGCAUUCUAUACUAUUGGGCUUAAGAGAUGCAACGUGUGCCAAAUUCUAACCCCUUUUUUCAAACAAAUGCCGAAACAGCAAACCUUAAAUGAACCUGGAAACAGCUUGUUUCUUGCACUGCCAUCACUUCUGUUCUGCUGCUGCUUUAUAUGGCAUAUUGUGAUGAUCAGUUUCAACUACAGUUUCUGGGGAAAUAUAGGACAUUAAAUUAUUUUUCUGGAAUUAUAAUUAUAAUUGCAAUUUUAUAAAAUGUACUUAAUUCCACUUUUUCUACAAAAUUAAAUUAACUGUGGAAACCUUGUUCACUUUUUGUGAACAGAAACUUGUGAUUUUUUUUCUAUAUACCUUUAAAUUCUUAAAUGAGCACACUAAAAGUAUGUAACAGCAACACUGGUUGGUAUUGCACUGCUAGAAAUAAAUGUGAUGUAAAAUGUCCUUGAUCUUGUUUUCAAUUAUGUUUGCAAUGUCAGCCAUUAAUAAAAUAAAAAUGAAAUCUG